Messenger RNA from Diatraea saccharalis (sugarcane borer), 759 nucleotides. NCBI's taxonomy places the organism in Eukaryota, Metazoa, Arthropoda, Insecta, Lepidoptera, Crambidae. The record is from the annotation of a GenBank genome assembly.
AUGGAUUGCAUGGGUUGCAAGGGGGUGCGCAAGGAUUACAGGGGACUAGGCAAGGGCUGCAGGGGUUGCAAGGGUUACAAGGGUUGCAAGGGUUGCAGGGGUUACAGGGGUUGCAAAGGUUGUAACAAGGGUUACAAGGAUUGCAGGGGUUACAAGGAUUGCAGGGGUUGCAAGGGUCACAGAGGGUUAGGCAAGGGUUACAUGGGUUACAGGGGUCACAUGCAUGGGUUGCAUGGGUUGCAAGGGGAUACGCAAGAAUUACAGGGGACUAGGCAAGGGUUGCAAGGGUUGCAGGGGUUGCAGAGGUUGCAAGGGUUGCAACAAGGGUUGCAAGGAUUGCAGGGAUUGCAAGGGUUGCAUUGGUUACUGGGGUCACAAAGGGUUUGGCAAGGGUUACAUGGAUUACAGGGGUCACAUGGUGCUAGGCAAGGAUUACACGGGUUACAAGGGUCACAAGGGUUGCAUGGAUUACAGGGGGUAAGGCAAGGGUUACAGGGGCUACAUGGGUUACACGGGUUACAGGGGGAUAGGCAUGGAUUACAUGGGUUGCAUGGGUUGCAUGGGUUACAGGGGUUACAGGGAUUACAGGGGUUGCAGGGGUUGCAGGGGUUGCAGGGGUUGCAUGGGUUGCAUGGGUUGCAGGGUAGACAGGGCGAGACACAGACGCACGGCGUGCAGCUCAUCGGGCAUGGACAGGGCGUACAAGGUCGACUGCAAACCUGGCUGCUGACGCACCUCCACGGCGCUGCGGCCGCAUAA